Messenger RNA from Rosa rugosa (rugosa rose), 795 nucleotides. RefSeq names its product secreted RxLR effector protein 161-like. The record is from RefSeq and is a predicted model, not a curated record. The transcript has a single exon. Lineage: Eukaryota; Viridiplantae; Streptophyta; Magnoliopsida; Rosales; Rosaceae. Bases 1 to 795 code for a protein of 264 amino acids.
AUGGAAACCUGUGCUAACGGUGAAGUUCCAAUGUCUAAGGGAGAUAAACUAACUAAAAAUCAGUGUCCUAAAACUGAUAUUGAGAAAACUGAGAUGGAAUCGAUACCAUAUGCUAGGCUAGUAGGGAGUUUGAUGUAUGCACAAGUCUGUUCAAGACCAGACUUGUCUUUUGCAGUAGGUAUGCUAUCCAGAUUUCAGUCAAACCCUAGACAUGAGCAUUGGACAGCUGGUAAGAAGGUUCUGAGGUACCUGCAAAGGACCAAAGACCAUAUGCUUGUGUAUAAACGUGUGAAAAAGCUUGAAUUGGUUGGCUUUACUGAUUCUGAUUUUGCUGGGAAUUUUCCUACAUCUAUGAAGUCGACAUGUGGUUAUGUUUAUAUGCUAGCAGGUGGUGCAGUAGCUUGGAAAACAAUGAAGCAGUCAUUGAUAGCUACUUCCACCAUGCAGGCAGAGUUGAUAGCUAUAUAUGAAGGAGUGUGUGAGGGAUUGUGGAUCAGAAAUUUUAUCUUGGAGACUAAAGUGUUGAGUGAUCUUGUAACUGGAAGUUUGAAGGUGUUUUGUGAUAAUGAGGCUGCAGUGUUCUUUAGUAAGAAUAGUAAGAGAUCAAAUAACUCUAAGCACAUAGAUUUGAAAUUCUAUAGUAUCAGAAAGAGAGUUAAAGAUGGUGAAGUUGAGAUUUCUGGAGUCAAGACAAGUGAUCAACUGGCAGAUUCAUUUACUAAAGCAUUGUCAGUAGCAGCUUUUAAGGAGCAAUCCAGGAACAUGGGAAUUUUGUCGAGUUUUGAAGAUGCUUAA